Microthlaspi erraticum is the source of this 1041-nucleotide messenger RNA. NCBI's taxonomy places the organism in Eukaryota, Viridiplantae, Streptophyta, Magnoliopsida, Brassicales, Brassicaceae. The record is from the annotation of a GenBank genome assembly.
AUGACUUGCAAAUUGCAAGUACCGCUGAAGUUGAAACUCCAGAGCUCCACAGGGCUAAGGUCUUCCAGGGCAUUGGAUCUUAUGGCAAGCCCUAGUGAUCAAGAUUUAUGUUUCUUCUCAGGGCUAAUGCCUUUCAAUGCAUUGGAUCGUAUGGCAAGACCAAGUCAAGAUAUAUCUUCUAAGGCUAACCUUUCCGCCAUGUCUGAGAAGUUGAGAUUCUCAGGGCUAACUGCUUCCAGUGCAUUGGAUCGAUUCCCGAGCUUCACUGGGCUAAGGGCUUCCGAUGCAUUGGAUCGUCUAAAUGUAUUUCAUAGUCAAGAUGAUCUAUUUUCUGAGCAAUCGGAGGCCAUAAUUCUAUCUCGAGAGGAAGCUCCGAGACUUGGCCAUAACUUUGUUGGGACUGAGCAAAUACUGUUGGGUCUAAUCGGGGAAGGGACUGGAAUCGCUGCAAAGGUUCUUAAAUCCAUGGGAAUCAAUCUUAAAGACGCUCGUGUAGAGGUGGAAAAGAUCAUUGGAAGAGUUAGUGGAUCCACGGAUAUCCCAUUUACUCCUCGUGCCAAUCGAGUCCUUGAGUUUUCACUAGAGGAAGCUCGACAACUCGGGGAAGGUGUUGCAGCUCGUGUCCUGAAGAGUUUGGGUUUAGAUCUUGUUGACGUCCGGACGCAGGUUAUACUUAUGAUCGGGGGAAACCAUGAAGUCACAUCAAAAGAUAGUGGAGGAACCAUCAAAACGCCAACACUAGAGUAUGGGACUAACUUAACUAAACUAGCAGAGGAGGGUAAACUAUAUCCGGUUGUUGGAAGGGAACCAUUGAUCGAAGGAGUGGUCGAGAUAUUGUCUCGAGUAACUACGAACAACCCUUGUCUAAUUGGAGAACCCGGAGUUGGUAAGACAGCAAUAGCUGAAGGACUCGCACAGCUAAUUGUCAGUGUUUAUGAGCCUAUAACACUUAAGGGGAAGACGGUUAUAAGCAUUAAUAUGGGUCGUCUGAAAUUUCUGGAACAUCUCCAAGAGGGAAGGGUAGCCACGAUACUUUCUUGA